This is a messenger RNA of Malania oleifera, 552 nucleotides long. RefSeq names its product proline-rich receptor-like protein kinase PERK2. The transcript has a single exon. NCBI's taxonomy places the organism in Eukaryota, Viridiplantae, Streptophyta, Magnoliopsida, Santalales, Ximeniaceae. The record is from RefSeq and is a predicted model, not a curated record. Bases 1 to 552 code for a protein of 183 amino acids.
AUGAAUCAGCGUUUUGACAACCUUGAUUCCAGAAUUGAAGCUUUAUAUGUUGAUCUCAAAAGAAGGAUUGAUUGCCUUGAUGCUGAACUCAAACAAUUCAUUUCUACAGGAUACUUUGGAUCAUUGUUCAAUGCUAAAGAAGAAGAAAUCAGAAGACUCAAAAAUGAAGUAUCUCAAAUUGAACGAGAACAUCUUCCAAAUCCUUCACCAACCUACAUACCUAAAGCUUUCCCAUACACUCCAUCAUAUUCUUUCAUUCCACAAUCACCACCUACACCAUCCUACAGACAGCCAGAUUAUUCCAAGCAUUUCAAAUCCACUACUGAAAUCCUUAAGAGACAUUCUCUUAUUCCAUCAGCUCCUAUUACUCGCAGAUCUCCAAUUCCAGCAAAGCCUUUACCUCCUGAACCUGUUGAUCAAAAGCUCAAAAGCCCAUUUGUAUCACCUGAUCAAUCUCCAUCUUUCCUUGCUGACCCCAUUCCGGAAAUACCCAUUGAAGACAACAGUGAUGUUUCCACUGAAAUUGAAACAUCGUCCUCCUCCCCUGAUUAA